This is a messenger RNA of Leishmania mexicana MHOM/GT/2001/U1103, 2490 nucleotides long. RefSeq lists its product as hypothetical. The record is from RefSeq and is a predicted model, not a curated record. Bases 1 to 2490 code for a protein of 829 amino acids. Gene Ontology annotation, cellular component: Golgi apparatus. The transcript has a single exon. Gene Ontology annotation, biological process: Golgi organization. Lineage: Eukaryota; Euglenozoa; Kinetoplastea; Trypanosomatida; Trypanosomatidae.
AUGGGUGCCGCCCUACGCAAGGAAGCGUCCGAGUACUUCACGGCGGCGCUGACGUCCGACGCCGCCGCCGCCGCCCCUGGCGAGGCGGAGUUCCUUGAAAAGGUGAACCAGUAUGAGCGCGGUCUCUGCGGUGGCUCGGAGCUCUACGGCGUGGCGGAGCCGAUCGCCGCCGAGGUGAUGAGCAAGGCCGCCGAGACGGGGCGCGUGCGCUGGCUGCUGCGGCUGUGUAGCGAGGUCAUGCGCCGGUGCGUCGAAACACCCUACGGCGUAGAUGCCAGCACGCCGGCGGUGCUGCACCUCGCGGAGGUGCUGCUGCGCCACAUCCUGCGGCUGACGAAGGGACGGUCCGCGGAGCUCGUCGGUGUCCUGGAGGCGGCCGGGUCAUGUGGUGAGACGGCGCUGUUCGACGGUGCGCCGUGUGAGGAGGACACCGCCGCGCUGCUGUGCCGUACGGCAUUUUCUUUCUUGGUGAACGUGCCGCUUGACUCGGCGACGGUGGCGACGCACCUGGAAGUUCUGCGACUACUGCUGACAAUGACGUCGUCGGCGCUGCACCACGGCACGGACUUUCAGGAGGACACCAUGGACCUCUUCACGGAGCUGAUGAUGUCGUCGCCGCUGCUGGGCGACUGCCUUGCCGUGCUGCUCCAGACCGUUGUCUCGUGGGGACGGCCAAGCUGGGCGGCGCAGUCGCCGGCGCUCCACCAUGAAGGGCGUCAGCCCUCUUUUCGGAACUUGUUCAACAUCUUCAGCACCACCGUCCCGGCGCCCCGGCACGCGAGCGACAAGGCCGCGUAUGUGCUUGACGUGCCGAGCUCGGCCACGGUCAAGGUCUCCGCCGCCGCCGCCAGUGGCGCUGGUGGGCCUAGCGCGCUGAAGACCGGCGCACUCCCCAAGGACCCUGCCGCGGUGCUGGUAAACAGCUGUAGCUGCUGGGAGCAGGUGGGCCGCCACGCGACGGCGCUGCUGUGCGUGCUGGUCGUUCACCAAAAGGGCGGUGGCCGGAGCCCGGCCCUUGAGUACGUGACGGCGACACGGGACGGAAGCCCGGUGUCCUUCGUCGCCCUGCUCUCGACCAUCCAGUGGCAGCUGACAAGCUUCCCGGCGCUGUCGAUCCUGCUCUAUGUGCUGCUCCACGACCAUUACGAGUUCCUGCACACGGUGCUGACCGAGGAUGCUGCCCUGCUCGUCUCGACGCUGCAACAGCUGCUGGAGAUGACAAACCAGACGUGCAGGGUCACGACGCGGCUGGCCACGACCACAGCUGCCGAUGCAGCAGACGACGUGCUGCAGAAUGCCGUGCUGGGGCGCAUCAUCUUCCAGCUCCGCAUCUUCUCGUACCCCUUCAUCAACUUCAUGUCGAGUACGCUGCUGCUGCUCGUCUCGCAGGACCGCGUUGUGAACCGGCUGCUGUGCAACACGCCGUGCCUUGGCAGGCACGUGCUGGCGCGCUACGACGCGAGCGCCUCUGUCGGUGCGCUUGCCGUCGUGGUACUCUCGUGUGGCAUCAUCAAGGGACUGAACGAGCGCAACGAGGCGCUCGUCGCCGUGUUUGCCCCGUGCCUUGUGAACCUCGCCCCGUUCUUGCACGACAUGGACACGUACACGGCGCAGCGCGUGUGUGCGCUACUGACAACGGCGCUGAAGAAGAUACGUCGCACGAGCGCACUCUUGACGGAGUCUACGGCGGCGGCAGAGGGCGGCGACCCGCCGGCCGCAGCGCCGGUCGGCGUGGGCAGCUCCAUGAGCAGCGUCAGCGGCGGCAUCACUGCGGCGGCGACGUCCGCCGAGGAUGCCCGGGCGGUGGAACAGAUCCUCGCCAUGUACGUACGUCAGCUGCGCAUCAUUGUGGAAGGCGUCGAGGCGCUGCUGCGCGGUGCCGACCGACACAACGAGCAUCUUAUCUACGAGCUGCUCUACGUCCGCAGCCGCAUCAUCGACGACGUCGACACCGCCGUCGAAGCGCAGCACCCGUACGCUCAGGCAACAAAACAGUUGCUCGCGAACCUGGCGGACAUGAUCAAGAACUGCGAAGCGGACAUCGCCAGCUCCAACCAGGCGCAGAGCCCGCAGGAGAUCUUGGCGAUCCUGCGGCGUGGCCAGCAGCAGCAGCAGCAGCACGGCCAAAGCCAGAGCAGCAGCGUCAGCGGCAGCAAUGGCAAGGACGUGAGCGGCGGCGGCGACGAUGACGCGGACAGCGAAGACCGUCGCAACGGCAACAACUCCGGCGGCGGCGACCGCAAGGACGUUAGCUUAUCAAGGGCCGGCAGCGUGAUGUCUGCAGCGGCAGUGGAGGCAAGCAUCACCGCAGACGCGAUGGCGGGCUCAGAUGGCGUCUCCGUCGAUCUGGUGUACAGCUACGAGGAGUUACCGCACAGCUACGACUUCUUUGGGCCGUUUUUGUGGGCGACGCUGCUGAGCGCUGGCCAGCUGCCCGGUGGGGCGCUGUGGUGCCGCCACAGCAGCGAGCUUCCGCUAUUUCCGCAUUGA